AUGAAUUCAAACUCGACUGAUAACGAACAUUUACGAAUCUUCAUUAAUUUAUUGAGAAAUCUAGAAGAUAAAAGUUUUUUCGUGAAUUUUAUCCUGAGCGUUUUCUCUAUUUUUAUCAAUAUUUUCCAUGUAAUAAUAUUGACUAGAAAAUCUAUGAGAGCCACUUCAAUAAAUGUUUUUAUGAUUGGAAUUGCGAUUUGUGAUCUGUGUACCACGCUGACAACAGUAUAUAGAUAUUUCAGUUUAGUAGAUUUUGAAUACCCUGAAUGUAUUACCUCAGAUUCACUGGUGAAAGCAUACGCUGACGCCAUGUCCUGGUCGGUUCAGUAUCAUUUUAAGCGAUGCAGCUCAUGGCUUGGAAUUCUAAUGGCUGGAGUUAGGAUUCUGAUCAUGAGGAAAAUUUCUAACGCAAAGUUCUCGAAAAUCAUGAAACCCAUUUUUGGGAUAAGUUUAAUGGCAAUUGUGUUUGGUAUCAGUGGUAUAUUGACAACUGUCUGGCAAUAUGAAUGCCAGGUUAUUGAAAAUCGGACUUACCCUUUGUCACCAAAUUGCGCCGAACACCAGGAUAUUCAUGGCGUCUUCAGAUUUUCCUUAAUUUUGCGUCCGGUUUCUACUGUUGCCGACGUAGUAAUUUUGAGAAGUUAUUUUAUUUCAGAUUCUAUAAUCUCCAGUCUUAUCCCUGGAAUUUCCUUUCCAUUAUUAGCAGUUGUGUUAAUUAGAGAAAUUCGAAAACUUGAAAAAUCCAGAACGAGAGCUAUUCGGACUUUAUCAACUGCAGAAAAUGAGGAAAAAUAUGGACUCUCUACCAAACUAAUCGGACUGAUGACAGUGGCUGCGUUUUUAUCGGAAACACCAUUGGGGUUAAUUUCAAUAUUUAAACAAUUUUUCACAAAGGGCGACAUAAAUAUCCGACUUUUAACUGAUCUCGUCAUCUACUUCACGAUCCUAGCAACUUUCGUCUCGAUACUUCACCCAGUUUUGUGCCUACUGAUGUCUAGUAAAUAUUGUGAGACUCUUCGCAAAAUGUUUGGAAUUUCAAAGACACUUCCAAAUAGUGUCACUUCAAUUCACAUUAUUUAA
Messenger RNA from Caenorhabditis elegans, 1080 nucleotides. It is a transcript of the gene srw-101, whose product is annotated as G-protein coupled receptors family 1 profile domain-containing protein. Gene Ontology annotation, molecular function: G protein-coupled receptor activity; G protein-coupled peptide receptor activity. Gene Ontology annotation, biological process: G protein-coupled receptor signaling pathway; signal transduction. The transcript is spliced from 7 exons. The coding region runs from base 1 to 1080 and encodes 359 amino acids. Gene Ontology annotation, cellular component: membrane. The record is from RefSeq and is marked reviewed. NCBI's taxonomy places the organism in Eukaryota, Metazoa, Nematoda, Chromadorea, Rhabditida, Rhabditidae.